Molecule: messenger RNA, 1761 nt
Organism: Papilio machaon (common yellow swallowtail)
Lineage: Eukaryota; Metazoa; Arthropoda; Insecta; Lepidoptera; Papilionidae
Gene: Trm1
Product: probable tRNA (guanine(26)-N(2))-dimethyltransferase
Exons: 10
Coding region: 3-1754 (583 amino acids)
Biological process (GO): tRNA N2-guanine methylation
Cellular component (GO): nucleus
Molecular function (GO): RNA binding
Source: RefSeq, a predicted model, not a curated record
GAAUGACGUUUGACAAGACAUGUGGAAGAUCGAAAUGUCAUAACAAACAGAAAUUUAUUAAAUAUAUGAAGUUUUUGAGAAUUUUGAAGAAAAUGUCUGAGACCAUCAUGAAGAUGGAAGAGUCAACAUUGGAAAUAAAAUCAUUAAAAACUAUAAAAGAAGGGCAAGCUGAAAUUUGUCUAAAGACGGAUAAAGUAUUUUAUAAUCCAGUACAAGAGUUUAAUCGAGACCUCAGUAUUGCUGUGUUGAGUGUGUUUACUGAAGAAUUUAUUGCUGAAAAACUUGCAUUCAAACAAAAGAAAACACAGAAUGUUAAUUCUGAUAUUAAUAACGGUAACAAUCAGAUACCAGUGACAAUCUUAGAAGCACUAUCUGCCACUGGCUUACGGAGCAUCCGUUAUGCUAAAGAAGUGCCAAAUAUUAGUAAAAUUAUAGCCAAUGAUUUAUCGAAGGAUGCUGUUAAUACGAUUCAAGAGAAUAUAAUCCAUAAUAAUGUUCAAAAAAUAAUUGAAACCAGUCAUGAUGAUGCAUGUAUGCUGAUGUACAAACAUAAGCAUCCACUGGAACGCUUCACGGUUAUAGACUUAGACCCGUAUGGAUGUCCUUCAAUCUUCUUAGACUCUGCGGUACAGAGUGUACAAGAUGGCGGCUUGUUGCUUGUCACCGCGACUGACAUGGCGGUUUUGGCGGGAAACUCACCCGAAACUUGCUAUAGUAAAUAUGGUGCUAUUAGUUUGAAGACAAAGUGUUGCCAUGAAAUGGCGUUAAGGAUUUUAUUACAAUGCAUAGAGUCCCACGCUAAUCGAUAUGGUCGCUACACAGUCCCUAUGCUGAGCAUAUCUGCUGACUUCUACAUACGUGUAUUUGUUAAAGUUUAUUCCGGAGCAAUUCAUUGCAAGAAAACUACAAGCAAACUAUCUAUGGUCCAUCAAUGUGUGGGUUGUGAUAAUAUAACCCUUCAACCGCUGGGUGGUUUCAAAGACAACCCCACAGAACGGAAUCCAGGACAGAUGAAGGCAUAUUUACCCACCGGACCAGCUGUGGGUGAGCGCUGCACUAAUUGUAAUCAAAAACAUCAUCUAGGUGGUCCAAUCUGGUCAGCACCAAUCCAUGAUGAGGUCUUCGUAUCCAAGGUCCUGACGCACGUGCAGGAGCACCCGGAUCUCUUUGGUACAGCCAAGCGGUUAGACGGAGUACUGUCUAUGGUCAGGGAAGAACUUAUGGAUGCACCACUCUAUUAUAUCUUGGAUAAAAUGUUUGGUAGAGUUCACUGUGAGACAAUGCCCAUGCUGGUUAUGAGGUCAGCAAUUCUGAACGCCGGGUACAAAGUGUCAUAUUCUCAUGCGGCCAAAUUGUCAGUUAAAACAGCGGCGCCUGCGCAUGUAGUUUGGGACAUUGUACGCACCUGGGAGAAAAGUCAUCCUGUUAAACCUGCUAAGUUAGAAGCAGAUCCGGUAGCAAAUCACAUUUUAAGCCAGGAUACGAAGACAGCAAUAGACCUAAGCGAGAGAGCAGACGCGAAUCCUGUCAGCCGACGUGAUGGACGCUUAAGGUUUCAGUUCAAUCCCACUCCAUAUUGGGGACCUGGUUCAAGAGCUGCUAUCAAUGUCGGUGAUGAUAAAAUGUCGAAAGCGAUAAAAAAUCAGAACAAGCACAAAAAUAAAGAGCGGCGACAAGGAAAGCGAGAGCACUCGCCGAGGAGUGACGAAGAAACCCGCAAAAUUCAUGCCAAGACAGAUGAUGAAAAUAUUUAAAUAAAAA